AGCAAAUUCAAAUCAAAGAUCCCUUAUAAGUGCUUAUUGAAUUUAUUUACGUUUUUAAUUAAUAUUUCAAUUGAUUUAAUUUUUAGUUUUGAAUUAUGGAAAACGAAGCUCGUUUCUUCAGACCUGAGGAAGGAGAAACUAUACUAUGCUACCAUGGCAAAAAUAUUUAUGAGGCUAAAUGCCUUAAACUGAGGCAAACGGACCUCGGGACGGAGUGUAGGAUACAAUUCAUCGGCUGGGGCAGAGGGUGGGAUCAGUGGAUUGGCGUUUGGGAAAAGAGAAUUCUUCAGCGCAAUGAAGCCAACUUGCGGAAGAAAGAUGCGCUGGAGACACAGCAAAUAAUAGAACGUCGAGAGAGAAGAGCCCGAUUGAUGAGCCCGCCAAAAGAAGCUCAACGAGGAAGAGUAACAAAACGUAAAAGGGGCCGUACUCCUGGACGCCCAUCAAAAAAGCAGUAGAAAGCAAUUCUUUGUAAAGAACAGCGCAUCUUAUUUCUUAGCCGAGAGCUACAAGGACUACGGAAAAAAGUGUAAACAAGUUUCAAUGUACGGUACUCGUUUCGAUGAGCAGACUAUAGGAUGUAUGUUUCGCUGUCAUACAGUCAUAGUAGGUCUAUAUUCUUAUCCAUUGCUGCAUACCUAAGUGAGACACCAUUCUCCUCCCUCACAGAGACAUCAAUGAUAUAGGCCUUUCGUUCUCACCUAUUUUAAUACAAAAAAAUAUAGAAAUAAAAGAAUAACUUACCCUACACUCAAAUUUCAUUGUUUUUAUCAUAUUGUUCCAGUAUUGUGAAUUUUUUAAAUUUAAAAGUACCGUAUCAAGUUGCAGAAUGGUGAUUUGUUUCAGUUUUUUCAUUUUUAAGAUUAAUUACAAUUAACAAUUUCAUCCAUUAUUUUAAUAUGAAUAUGCACUACUAUUUUAUGUAUUUAAGAUCUCAAUUGUAGAAUUUUGUAACUAAAUAAACAAAUAAUCAUAUUGUACCAGUAUUGUAAAUUUUGUAAAUUUAAAAGUACCGUAUCAAGUUGCAGAAUGGUGAUUUGUUUCAG
Messenger RNA from Nilaparvata lugens (brown planthopper), 1046 nucleotides. Its product is annotated as mortality factor 4-like protein 1. Gene Ontology annotation, cellular component: NuA4 histone acetyltransferase complex; nucleus. The coding region runs from base 96 to 458 and encodes 120 amino acids. The transcript has 7 exons. The record is from RefSeq and is a predicted model, not a curated record. Gene Ontology annotation, biological process: chromatin organization; regulation of DNA-templated transcription. Lineage: Eukaryota; Metazoa; Arthropoda; Insecta; Hemiptera; Delphacidae.